Engraulis encrasicolus (European anchovy) is the source of this 2423-nucleotide messenger RNA. RefSeq lists its product as uncharacterized. The record is from RefSeq and is a predicted model, not a curated record. The coding region runs from base 245 to 2380 and encodes 711 amino acids. Lineage: Eukaryota; Metazoa; Chordata; Actinopteri; Clupeiformes; Engraulidae. The transcript is spliced from 11 exons. Gene Ontology annotation, biological process: positive regulation of cyclin-dependent protein serine/threonine kinase activity. Gene Ontology annotation, molecular function: protein kinase binding.
CAGCGACUUUGGAAAGCGUUUCAUUUGCGACAGCGACACUGAUUCAGAGAUAUAUAUCUUUUAAGACAUCUGUUUGACUGAAAGGUAACCUGUUACCUUUGUGGUGGUGGGCGACCGUGACCAAAACAUUUGCUACUGCUUGAUUGGAAAGGGUUCUCUCUGGUGGGUGUCCUAGCCAAAACGGGCGAAAGACGUGAGGAACCCAAAGUGAUGGUGUAAAUACCUUCAUCGGUAGCUGUGCGCAAUGGACCCCUCCACGGCACACUCUCUUAAAGUGAGGAGAGGCCUUAAACCUGCACUUAGGAUGAAACGGACAAAUGCCCAAGAAGGACAAGGGCCACCAGCGGAGAGCCACAACGGCCAGGGUCAAGGCGACGCCUCCCGCAGAUGUCCCACGCCGUGUCCAACCAUCCAACGUCAGGAGAUGGCUGCCUUCCUCAGACUAUUUGAUGAUGAUCUUAUUAAGCAUUUCCUGUGGAUGGAUCCUUGCUGUAAAAUCACAGACAAGUAUUUGCUGGCAAUGACAUGUGUCUACUUCAAAAGGGCCUGUUUCAGCAUAGUUGAACACAACAGGGCAAACUUUUUCAUAGCACUUUACCUGGCCAACACCAUGGAGGAGGAUGACGAGGAGGGCAAGUAUGAGAUCUUACCCUGGGCGCUGGGCAAGAACUGGACGAAGCAGGAAGAGGACGCUUUCCUGAAGCAGAGGGACAGGCUGUGGGCUCGCAUGGACUACAGGGCUGCCGUCAGUCGCCGCUAUUGUGAAGAGGUGAUGAACAUGGUGCCGUCCCACUUCAUCUGGCAGCGCGUGCGUGCGAAGCACCACAGCGGGGCCCAGCGUGUCUACCCUGACCAAUACAAGGUGUACAUCCCCCGCGGACCCACGGCCAGUCCCCCCAAACCCUGCUCCCUCUGCGCUGAAUAUGCCGUCCUCAACGCCUCCUCAUCAUCAUCCUCCUCGUCCCCCUGCUGCCUGUCCUCCAAUGACUGCUCCUCGGCCUCCUCCACCACCCCGCUGACGUUCAGCUUGCCCAUCUCUCUGGAGAGUACGCCUCCUCCUGCCGCCUCCUCUCUGACGACUGCCGGCAAGACCAGAAGCUCCUCCUGGCUCAGCAAGAGACCCAAGCGCCAGCCGCAGGCCUCCAUUUGCUGCUCCCAGGAUCCCGCAGGGGGAGCCAUGGCACGCGAGGGAGAGCAUGAUCACACCAUGGACUUGAUUGUAGGCCUACAAGAGCCACCAGCGGAGAGCCACAACGGCCAGGGUCGAGGCGACGCCUCCCGCUUAUGUCCCACGCUGUGUCCAACCAUCCAAAGUCAGGAGAUGGCUGCCUUCCUCAGAUUAUUUGAUGAUGAUCUUAUUCAGCAUUUCCUGUGGAUGGAUCCUUGCUGUAAAAUCACAGACAAGUAUUUGCUGGCAAUGACAUUUGUCUACUUCAAAAGGGCCUGUUUCAGCAUAGUUGAACACAACAGGGCAAACUUUUUCAUAGCACUUUACCUGGCCAACACCAUGGAGGAGGAUGACGAGGAGGGCAAGUAUGAGAUCUUACCCUGGGCGCUGGGCAAGAACUGGACGAAGCAGGAAGAGGACGCUUUCCUGAAGCAGAGGGACAGGCUGUGGGCUCGCAUGGACUACAGGGCUGCCGUCAGUCGCCGCUAUUGUGAAGAGGUGAUGAACAUGGUGCCGUCCCACUUCAUCUGGCAGCGCGUGCGUGCGAAGCACCACAGCGGGGCCCAGCGUGUCUACCCUGACCAAUACAAGGUGUACAUCCCCCGCGGACCCACGGCCAGUCCCCCCAAACCCUGCUCCCUCUGCGCUGAAUAUGCCAUCCUCAACGCCUCCUCAUCAUCAUCCUCCUCGUCCCCCUGCUGCCUGUCCUCCAAUGACUGCUCCUCGGCCUCCUCCACCUCCCCGCUGACGUUCAGCUUGUCCAUCUCUCUGGAGAGUACGCCUCCUCCUCCCGCCUCCUCUCUGACGACUGCCGGCAGUACCAGGAGCUCGUCCCGGCUCAACAGGCCGCAGGCCUCCAUUUGCUGCUCCCAGGAGCCCGCAGGGGGAGCCAUGGCACGCGAGGGAGAGCAUGAUCACACCAUGGACUUGAUUGAUCUUCCUGAGCUGGAGAGACAGUUGAGACAGCUGGAGCAGGAGAGAGAGGAGGUGGAGAAGGUGAAGAGGGAGGAGAAAACCAUGGCCAACCACAAGAGACUGAUGGUUGAGCUCAAGAACCAGACUCAGACGCUGCUGGCGAGUACUGCACAUGUGGCUCAGAACAAAGCUCAGAACAAGGCAGAGAAAGAGGAGAAGAAGAAGAACUCUGGGUUCUGGCCCCGCUUCCUGCAGUCCUGCCUCUGCUGCAUUAUGGUGUCGGAGGAGGACAAUUGAAAUACUAUUAUUAAAUCAUGGACAUUAUUUGAAAUUUAUAUAA